GAAACGCGUUGAGUGCGACAGCGAACAGACGUGCCCAGUGUCCAAGAGAUCGUAUACAUACAUAUACACAAUUCUACAGGCCCCCCCACACACACACACAGACACGCACACACACAGCCACAUUUAAGUUCUUUAGCCCGUGGAACUGACACGCACACACAUAUAUACAUAUAGAAUUGUGUGCCUUUUUUUCUUUGGUGCCACAAAAGUCGAAUAAAAAGUGCCGUGCAAAGCAAAAGCAUAAAACAAGAAAAGUGAAAACCAAUCAAGAAGCAAAAGAAAGAGAAAUAGCAACAUUCAAAGAAACAUGGCAAGUGCUGAGCAAAAAAACGCAACUGGCAACGGCAACGGCAUCGCCAAGCACAACAACAGCGUGUUAACAGAGCCAACCGAGCCGCCCAAGGAUGCCAAGGAUCUGCUGCCGCAUCUAGAGUCGCUGGAGCGCAUCAUAAAGCUGCCCGUGGUGAAUGCCGCCUGGGAUAAGUCACAAGAUGUCUAUGGAAAAGUGAAGGGCAAAAACCGCGUCUUCAAUUGGGCCCUAAAUGCCGCCGAGGAUUGCGUUGCCCGCGCCGUGACGACCGCGGCGCCCAUUGUGAAUCGGUUGGAUCGUCCCAUUGCGUAUGUGGAUCAGACUUUGGUCAAGGGCAUUGAAACGCUGGAGGUGAAGGCGCCCAUCAUUAAGGACACACCCCAGGAGAUCUAUGCCCAGGCCAAGAACAGGGUGAUCGAUGUGGUCCAGCCGCAUCUGGAGCGUGUCGUCAAAUUCAAGGCAGCUGGCCAGCAGAAGGCCGCCUCCCUCAAGGAUCUCGCCUGGCAGAAGGCCAACGAGGUCCUCGCCACCCAAUACGGCAGCCUCGCCGUCAACGGUGUGGACACGACCACAGCCCUGGCCGAGCGUCUCCUGGAAUACUAUUUCCCCAAAUGCGAGUCGGAUGUCGAGGAGGAUAAUGAUAAUAAACAAAAUGCUGUCGUGCGAAAUGGCAAAAAUGCUGAGAAUGACAUGCCAGUUCCCGCCAGCGAGGACCCAGUACUACACACAGUCCAGACCGUGGGCCGCUUAUCCAAUAAGAUCUCGCGUCGCGUCUAUAGAAAUGUCUCCAGACAGAUCAAGCAGGUCCAACAGGGCAACAUCAACGACUAUCUGAGCUCAUUGAUAGCCGCCCUCAAGCUGCAUCAGUACAUCAACUUUAUCAACUCAUCGAUGGGCACAAAUGUCGAGCAGUCCACGUUAGCCAGCGACAACUGUACACCCUACGGGCCCACCAACAGCAACAGCAGCAGCAGCAGCAACAACAUCAUCAUCAGCAGCAGCAGCAGCAGCAGCGCCAACACCAAAGCAGCGGCCAGCAGCGGCAACAGCAAUGCCAAGAGCAAAGUGAGCACAGUGAGCACAGUUGCGCCAUCUACCGGACAAUAAAUGUGCAGCUGCACGCGUUGGGUUGGUUGGGUGGGGCGCCCCUUUUAGAUCAGGGUCAGAAGUUUUCCAAUUGGAAAAACACCUCUCACUCUCCCGAAAAAAACCCCAACCUGUUUGCCUCUCAAGCGCUGCUCAGUUUCUUAUGUAGUUUUAUUUUUAUGCCCAUUAUUUUUUUUGCAAUUCUUUUUUUUUUUUUUUCGUUUUUAAGAAAGUGGCCUCAGCAGCCCGCCGCCCUGCCCCCUACCCCCACACACCAACACACCAACAAACACACACUCGCAACACACCCAAGCGUUUGCUUUGUAAAUAUUUAUUUGAAGUAACACACACACACACACACACACUUGCAUACACACACAUAUA
This is a messenger RNA of Drosophila montana, 1780 nucleotides long. RefSeq names its product Lipid storage droplet-2 (gene Lsd-2). Gene Ontology annotation, cellular component: cytosol; lipid droplet. The coding region runs from base 308 to 1417 and encodes 369 amino acids. Gene Ontology annotation, biological process: lipid storage; positive regulation of triglyceride storage. The record is from RefSeq and is a predicted model, not a curated record. Lineage: Eukaryota; Metazoa; Arthropoda; Insecta; Diptera; Drosophilidae. The transcript is spliced from 4 exons.